ACGAAAUCUGAAACCGAAACCAGACUCUAAAUGUAGUGUUCUUUGAUUCAAGAAGUAGAUCUCUAGACCAAGAAUCUAUUACCUAGACCUUAUCUAUAAUCUAGAUGAGUAGAUCUAUAUUAUAUCCAGUCUAAAUUGUAAUCUACACAAAAAGCCCUACAACCAAAGGUACACAAAAAAAAGGAAAUAUGGUGCGAUUCAAGAACAGAUAUGCAUUAUGUGAAGUAAUUGUCCCGGGUCAGGAGAACGGUUCUAUUAACUUUACUAAAAGUAAACUGUAUAGAGCUAUCAAACAGUCUAUAAUAAGCAACCAUGGUGACUAUGGCAUAGGAGCAUUAGACCAGUCUUUAAGAGUGAUCUAUAUUAACACUGGUACAAGAAUAGUCUUGAUAAGGGCAGAGAGAAAAUAUUUCCACAUGGUCACUUCUGCCAUAAUUUUCAUCAGAAAGAUAGGACUGCAUGAUGUCAUCUUUAAAACUCUGCAUGUUGGUGGUUCUAUCAGACAGUGUUUUAAGUUUCUGAUCAAGUAUCACCAAAAGAGUUUUCCAUCCAUGUACCAGUCUUGUCAAACAGAAGAUGACAAAAUCAAAGUGCUAGAAUCUAUCAUUGAUGCCUGUGAUGCUUCAACAAGUGUUAAAGCACUCAUGGACAAAAUCUCAUAGCAAGAAGUCAUAAGUGUUGGAAACUUAAAAAUGUACAGAUAAUAAUCUUUGUUGUCAUGAUUUAGUAGAUUUGUUUUUAUAAAAUAAAAUGUAUUAGUAUAUUA
This is a messenger RNA of Biomphalaria glabrata, 766 nucleotides long. Its product is annotated as ribonuclease P/MRP protein subunit POP5-like. Gene Ontology annotation, molecular function: ribonuclease P RNA binding. Bases 189 to 662 code for a protein of 157 amino acids. Gene Ontology annotation, biological process: tRNA 5'-leader removal. The transcript is spliced from 5 exons. The record is from RefSeq and is a predicted model, not a curated record. Gene Ontology annotation, cellular component: ribonuclease P complex. Lineage: Eukaryota; Metazoa; Mollusca; Gastropoda; Planorbidae.